Molecule: messenger RNA, 1223 nt
Organism: Helianthus annuus (common sunflower)
Lineage: Eukaryota; Viridiplantae; Streptophyta; Magnoliopsida; Asterales; Asteraceae
Product: biotin carboxyl carrier protein of acetyl-CoA carboxylase, chloroplastic
Exons: 7
Coding region: 167-1018 (283 amino acids)
Biological process (GO): fatty acid biosynthetic process
Cellular component (GO): acetyl-CoA carboxylase complex
Molecular function (GO): acetyl-CoA carboxylase activity
Source: RefSeq, a predicted model, not a curated record
GUGACUGUCAAAACUAUCUUUCGUCACUCUCUUUGCAAACUCUCCUCGGUCAUAUCGCCCCCUUCAUAUUUAGUUUAGUUUAGUUUCUCAUCUCUUUCUCUUUCUCACCGCCCCCAAAUCUAUACAAUUUCUUUCUCCUCCCCCACCCCAUUGCAAUUCAACAACAAUGGCUUCUUCUUUCACUCUUAAUUGCCCCAAAACAUCCGCUUUAUUGCCUCCUCCUCACCCAACCCCUAACCAAAACUCCAAGCACCGUAGCAGCAGCACCUCUGCUGUUGUCUUCCAAUCGGAUUUCAAAUCCAACCGCGCAUUGAUUGCCGGAUCCUCUUCUCUAGGGUUUCAGUCAUCUAAGAGGAACCAGAAUGAUGUCUUGCGAGUGUCUGCUCAGCUUAACGAGAUUGCCCUUGAGAAAUCAUCAAAUUCCACACCAGCUACAAAGAAGGCUGAGGAAUCUAUCAAGACACCCGAGACCACAGUCCCUGAUGCUGCAACAAUCACUGCAUUUAUGAAUCAAGUGGCAGGGCUUGUACAACUUGUGGAUUCAAGAGAUAUUAUGGAGCUUGAGUUGAAACAACAUAACUGUGAGGUCCUUAUCAGAAAAAAAGAAGCUUUGCCUCAACCACCAGCUGCCCCUAUGGUGAUGAUGCAAUCUCCACAACCUCAGGCUAUGUAUCAAUCACUACCACCUCCACCACAGUAUGCACCCGCUUCUUCAGCGCCAGCUCCUUCUGCAUCUGCACCCGCACCACCCUCACCUACCCCUGCAAAACCAAAGUCCUCUCAUCCUCCAAUGAAAUGCCCCAUGGCUGGAACAUUCUACCGGUCUCCCGCUCCAGGAGCUCCAGCAUUUGUCAAGGUUGGAGACAAGGUUCAGAAAGGCCAGGUUAUUUGCAUUAUUGAGGCCAUGAAGUUGAUGAAUGAGAUUGAGGCUGAUCAAUCUGGAACAAUAGUUGAUAUUCUUGCUGAGGAUGGAAAACCUGUUAGCCUGGAUACGCCUCUGCUUGUUAUUGAACCAUGAUGAGGAGCAUGAAAGGAGUCGAUACAAAUCAACUUGAGCCUUUUUAGUAGACUUUUGUUUGUCGAGUAAUUCUUACUUUUUGUGUGGGUGGUUUUACUGUAAUUUUGUUUGUUCACCUUCUGUUUAAUGAGUACAAUUGCUGAUUGAGUGUAUAAUUGAGUAAAAUAAUCUAGUUGGAUUGCUGUUUUUGGUAAGCUUCAUUUAA